Nylanderia fulva is the source of this 1925-nucleotide messenger RNA. Its product is annotated as Pyrroline-5-carboxylate reductase-like 2. The record is from RefSeq and is a predicted model, not a curated record. Gene Ontology annotation, biological process: L-proline biosynthetic process. Lineage: Eukaryota; Metazoa; Arthropoda; Insecta; Hymenoptera; Formicidae. Gene Ontology annotation, molecular function: pyrroline-5-carboxylate reductase activity.
UAGUAAUGAGAUCAUUGUCAACGGAAACGUAUCGUCGAUGAUUACGAUCGGAGCAGUAACCUUCUGAUUUAGUCAAUCAAACCAUAUCGACAUCAUCUAUACAUUUCGUUUAUAUUUCCUUCUGUAUAUAACAAAAACAUAAUCUGCAAGUUUGCAAAAAUCAAAUCAACAAAGAUUUUUUAAACUCAUUGAACGCCUAUUCACAUUAAUCGCGAAAAGCAAACAUGAAGAUGAGCGUUGGUUUGAAAACAAUGGCUUUCAUGAAAUUAAACCGUCGUGUUCGGCGGAUUUUAAACGUGCGCAAGUUUGUGAGCGAUCAACUUCUCGCGGAUGGCGAAGUGAAGAAACAGAGAAUACCGUUAAACAUCAAUACCAACAUGUUGAAAAUCGGCUUUCUUGGCGGAGGAAAAAUGGCUCAGGCCCUCGCCAGAGGUUUCAUACGGACAGGUUUAAGCAAAGGCGAGAUGAUGCUGGCCAGUUGCCUUCCAAACGAUAUUGGAAGCAUCGAAACAUUUAAAGAAAUGGGAUCCAAUACUGUUUUCACUAAUGCUCCAGUCAUAGAGUAUGGUGACGUGCUGAUCUUAUCGGUGAAGCCGCAAGUCGUACCAAAAAUUCUGCCAGAGAUACGCGACAAUAAGAAAUUACUGAUCUCCAUCGCCAUGGGUGUCUCUUUGACCUCAUUAGAAAAGGCACUACCAGAAAAAACACCCGUAAUAAGAGUAAUGCCGAAUACACCAGCAUUAGUGGGUUGCGGAGCCACGGUGUUUACGCGGGGCAAAUACGCGAGUGAUAAAGAUGCCGAAAUCACGGAGAAAUUAUUUUCCGCCGUAGGAAUUUGCGAACAAGUUACUGAAAAUCUCAUCGAUCCUGUCACCGCCUUGGCCAGUUCCGGUCCUGCUUAUGUAUACAUAAUGAUCGAAGCUAUGGCUGAUGGUGGAGAAAUGGGACUUACCAGACCCAUCGCAUAUAAACUAGCUGCGCAAACUGUUUUAGGCGCUGGUACUAUGGUUCGUGAGACAAAUAUUCAUCCAGGACAGCUUAAGGAUGAUGUAACUUCACCAGCAGGAUCCACUAUAACUGGUAUUCAUCAUUUAGAAAAACACGGCUUAAGAUCGGCCUUAAUCGAUGCCAUAGAGGCGGCAACACUUCGAUGUAAAGAAGUUAGUUUACAGAUGGAAAAAGAACAGUAAUUACGAUAGUUUUUACAUAAUAAUAGUUCUCUUAAUGACACAUCUUUAUAAAGGAUUUAUAUUUUAAAACAUUUAAAUGUAUGAUUAUUUGUGAUACACGUAUCAAACGCCGUACUACUGAUACCAAUUAUAGUCAUUCUAUUCUUUAGAAUGGCUGUAAUUCGUCAGUAGUACUUAAUACGCUUAUCAAAAUAUAUCGGUGCAAAUUAGGCCACAGACAGUAAUAUUCAAUUGGUUGGAUAAUUGUACAUUUAUGUUAAUUUUCUAUUAUAAUUAUUAUACAAGUGGUAUUUUGUGAUUACUAAAAUACCGAUAAAUAUUUUUGCACACAUACACUGAAAAAAAACUAUUGAUUUUAAAUAAUAUAUAUCUAUUUCAAUAGUGUCAUUAACACAAUUUGUUUAAAACUAAUAAUACCGAUUUGCCAUGAAAAAUACCGUGGCUUAUUUAAUUAUAAAAAUCCUUUCUCAAAACAGAUAAAUAUUUAUUUGUUUCGAUUAAAUAGUGUUAAUGGCACUAUUGAAAUACAUAUUUAUUUGAAAUCAAUAGCUUCUUUUUAGUGUAAUUGCGGUAUUUUAACAAUUAUUAUUUGCAUUAGUAAUAGCAGUAUAAAAAUACUGCAUUUUCUCUCUUUGUGUGUGUUUAUAUCUUAAACAAUUUGUUUCUUUUACUUAAAUGGAUAGAAACAAUUGUAUAAAUUAUUAUCUCAUGUGUCAACAGAUAGUUUUUUUUACG